GUUUAGCGGACGAGUCGAACGCUCCAUGUGGCUGGGUAGUGUGGGAAAGCAUCAGCAUGGAAAUGUUGAAGAUAGAGCAAGUCAUUGUUGGGAGUGAGAUGAGAUCCACCUCAGCGGAGAUCAAGUCUGAGCCUGUGGUCACCCCUCUGCAGGCCUAUCAGCAUGAGAGUCUACAAUGUUUUCAGUGCUUCAUCACCUUCUCUGACACCAAAGCCAAGGAGAGACACAUGAGGAAGAGUCAUAGAGACCAGUACAAAAAGCAGCUGCAACAGACUGAUACAGUCUUUACUUGUUACAAGUGUGACAAGUGCUUCUCUGCCUCUGAGGACCUCAGCGAGCACCAGGCCUCCCACAGCACAGAGGAGAAGCCCUUCCGCUGCCCUUACUGUCGGAAAAGCUUCUUUACCUUCACUGAGCUGAACAAACACAGACGACAUGAAUGCAUAGAACGACGGUGUCCCUGUAGGGACUGUGGCGCCUUGUUCCCCAGUCCUUCACGACUUCGCAGCCAUCGCAUUGCAGUGCACCCCCAGCGGCCUGUAGUGGCUGAUGACAUCAACACCUACCAAUGCUGCAAAUGUGGUAGUGGUUUCCAGACAGAAGAAGAGCUCCUGCAGCACCAGGAGAGAUUCGCUAGUGAUAUAAACUGUGAAAUUAAGCUGCAAGGGAAAAAACGCGGCAGAAAACCCAAGUAUGAAGCUCAAGGAGGGAUCGUUGACUGCAAGAAGAUCAAACAUGAAGCGGAAGCAGGGGGAUGCAAAGGAUAUGAUGACUCUCUGACAGAGGGAUGCCCCUCCAAUGAGCUGCAACCAGAGCUUAAGAUCCCUUGUCCCGAAGCAAAUUGUGACCUCAUAUUCCCUUCUGUUGCAGCCCUGCGGGCACACAAGAAGGAGGCACAUGGGCUUCCCCCUCGCAAGGUUCAUGCCUGCACAGAUUGUAAUGAGAGCUAUGCUCGGCCUGAUCAGCUCAGAGCACACAUGGCCAGGGCUCACCGCUCUGGAUACACCUGCCCCACCUGUGGAAAGAGCUUUGCUCGAGAGAGUGUCCUAAAGGUCCACCAGAACACCCACACUGAGGGAGAGAAUGUAGCAGAAAAAAGAUAAUAUAUGGGGAAAAGACUGCAACUUCACCCUCCCAAAUGAUUGUCAGAGUAUUUCUUACCAUAUUCUGUUGAGUGUCGGAAGAAGAUAUUUUAGGGUGAGAGCUUUUGAAACAAGGUUAUGCAACACAGUUGGAUUAAGAAGGUUGUUUCUGGAGUGUUGUUUUUAAUUGCUGUUAGAAGGACAACCUACUCUUGUAAAUAAAUCUCUGUACAUAAUUUGGAUUUAUGUCAAAUCGUCAUCACAAGGCCCUUUUUGCUGCCCAUAUUACCUCUGUUGUACCUGAAAUGUUUUAUAUUCACUGUAGAGAAACUAGCUAAUUCUCCCUCAAGUGUGGGAGUGUUUUGUAUUUAACUGUAUUAUUUUAUUUUCAGAAAAAGUCUUAAGUCUAAGGUGACAAUUAUACGGAGAAUGUACAGUCAGUCCUAAACAUAAUGAAAUCCAAAAUCUGAUAAAUGGGCCAGUGUAUAGGAUUCUGUACUAUGAGACUUGAUGUAAUCUCUGGGUC
Molecule: messenger RNA, 1608 nt
Organism: Seriola dumerili (greater amberjack)
Lineage: Eukaryota; Metazoa; Chordata; Actinopteri; Carangiformes; Carangidae
Product: zinc finger protein 648-like
Exons: 5
Coding region: 57-1103 (348 amino acids)
Molecular function (GO): DNA-binding transcription factor activity, RNA polymerase II-specific; RNA polymerase II cis-regulatory region sequence-specific DNA binding
Source: RefSeq, a predicted model, not a curated record